Nannizzia gypsea CBS 118893 is the source of this 2661-nucleotide messenger RNA. RefSeq lists its product as hypothetical. The record is from RefSeq and is a predicted model, not a curated record. Lineage: Eukaryota; Fungi; Ascomycota; Eurotiomycetes; Onygenales; Arthrodermataceae. The transcript has 5 exons. Gene Ontology annotation, molecular function: double-stranded telomeric DNA binding. Bases 1 to 2661 code for a protein of 886 amino acids. Gene Ontology annotation, biological process: telomere maintenance via telomere lengthening.
AUGAACCUUCAGCUGAUUUCUCCGCUCACCGUCCGGGUUUUUGGCGGAGCCUGGAAUCGGAUUGUCGCAGGGGAGAGUCCCAAGGACACGCCAGACAGCGGUCUCAGCUCUCCCGAACACGUCUUAUGGACGACAUUUGCAAAACUUCUCAUGGUAGAAGCAUACCCGAUGGCAUACGCUCCUGGAGAGCUUGGGGAGAUUCCGGCGCCGGCGAGCUUCAAAGUUCCUUCGUUGCUACCAAAGAGAGACGAUGUCAGCAGCCAGAAGCCAGCCCCUAGGACCCCCAGGACCUCUGAUGUUUCUACCAGGGGAAAUGAUCUCUCGCCCAUCGCAGAGGAUCGUGCAAACGGGCCAAGACACGGUAUCGAGUUCUCUCCUGGCCAUCAGUCCUAUCUGAGCCAAACAUAUGUUGCCGAAUCACAGACAGACCAUGGCAACAUUUCAGGAACUACUAUGCUCCAAACUGACGACUCUGACCAUGAAACCGACGAGCCAGACCCCCAUCUCCUGCUUGAUACCCUCCCUGACCUACUUAAUGCGUCAACCAAGGCCCUGGAUCUUUUGGCACCGCCAGGCAUUUCUUAUGCCAAUGUCGCAAAGCACUUCCAGACGGCCAAGUUUAGUGUCAGGUACAACCGUGCUAAAGUGACCUUUGAGACCCAAAAGAAAUGCAUAGUCAAGUCAAACUUCAUUCCUAUUGAACGAUCGGUCGCAGCUUUGUCUUCUAUAAAAAAGCUUGACUGGCAGUCUGAGGGAUUGUAUCAAAAGGCCAACUUGGCACAACUAGCGCUGGAUCUUGUUAACCCACGUUUAACCGCAUCAACAGCGGCAGCAGACGACAGUUUCCCGGCUGCCUUUAUGGCUUCACGAUCGUUUGAAGCUGCGGGGAGUUCUGCAGGGGAUGACUGUAGAAGAGAAACGUUUCAGAUGGGACUUGAGCUGCGUACUCAACGUUUCAUUUCAAGUUUACUGUCUGGCUCCCCAAGUGAAUUUUCGGAGCCUGAAGAUUUGCUAGCGGACGUGUUCUAUAACCCUUCACUCAGCAGCGUUAAUACGGAACUUAAAGGUUGGGCAAUGGAUGGCCUAGAGGAUGAGGAUGAGCAGUUGCCUGAAGAAUUUCAUGAAACUGCCCAAGAGAGAAUAAGCCUCAUCCGAAAAACUCUUGCACAGGGUGGAAGCUUGGAGUCAAAGUUCCCAUGGUCGGCAUUCAUUGUUUCUAUUGCAAACUGGAUUCGAAAGCGGGUGAAUGAUAUUGAUCAGCUGCUUAGCUCACAAAUGUCUGUUGAAGAUGCGAUAAAGAUUCUACAAGCCGAAUUGGACAGACGCUCUAGUUUCGGGCCGGGAAACCCGCUGGAGCCCAUCUUAGACUCUACACUAGGCGAAGUUGAACCUCCGGUUGAGCAGAGCACCACGCCAGAGAGAGUCGUAGAGACCAAGCAAGCUGAUAAGGAAGAUCCCGCUACAGUCUCAAGUCCAACUAAUCGGUCACAUCGCCGAUUUAGAGGGAGAGGUGCACUUCAGCGAGUCCUGGCAGUCGGGCCAGUGCAAGAUGCUCCCUCAAUCCCAAACCAGGCCACUACCGAAGAGAUAACAGAAGAACCGCAAGCUCCCACAAGUCCAACACGCCGGCCGCGUCGCCGGUUUCAAGGAAAAGGUGCGCUUCGGCGUGUUCUUGCAAUCGGGAUCACUGAUAAUGCACACUCUAGCUCAAACAUACUUGCAACCACGGAAAAUAAAGCCCAGACACUGCAUGACGGGGAAGAGACAACGGAAUCACGACCAGUCCCGGCUCAAGGUUCACUGUUGGACGGUGGCUCACCACCUCCGCCCUCGCAAAAUUCUCCGCCUCGGCUUACACCAGCCGUCAGCAUACAAGAGUCACCACAGAAAACCAGAUCGAGCAACAGACCAGAAGAGCUUCCGCCACUUUCGUUAGCGGAGCUUUGGCAGCUUUCUGAAGAGGGGAACAAAGUUCGAAAAUCGAAACAGAAAUCCAAAGCGCGUGCAGCGUUUAUAGACCGACAGGCGGAUGCUCGUCGGGUUUCGCCCAUUCGCUUUACCCCGAGCCCUAGCGACAAUGCAUCCACUAGACCGAGCCCGCAGAAGCGAGGUGCCGAAGCUAUGGAUCCUGACAGCAACGAGUCUGGUGGUGGUGAUGAUGAUGAUGAGGAUGAGGAUUUGUUUGAAAUCGACAACCGCCCCAUAAAGAAGCGCCGUGUUCUGAAUAUUCCAGCCCCUCCCCGGCCUACCCCAGCUUCAGUCUCUCGCACGGUUGGAACGAGUGACAGCCAGGCAGCCACUAGAACCAGGUCGCCUUCAGCCACCGCUCCUCCACAACAACGGUUUGAGCGGGUAAGUGUUGAACCUCAGCCGGGGUUUAAAUGGGCGCCUCGGCGAGCCUGGUCACUAGAGGAAGAAGCAUGCCUGAGGAAGUAUAUCGAGGAGUGCGGCGGGCCUUCUUGGUCAGAGAUCAAGAAGCGAGACGGCAUGGCUGAGAACAUACUGUUUAAACGAACCCAGGUACAGAUCAAGGAUAAAGGUGCUCAGAUGCACUAUGACGAUUUGAUGGCCGGCCGUCCGCUCACCGUGGCGAUGGCUAGGGUCCCUAUCAGAAAAGUGAUGAGGGAUCGUCUCAUCAAAGAGGGCAAAAUGGAGGCCUAA